This is a messenger RNA of Felis catus (domestic cat), 5216 nucleotides long. It is a transcript of the gene GRK1, whose product is annotated as G protein-coupled receptor kinase 1. The record is from RefSeq and is a predicted model, not a curated record. Bases 1 to 1695 code for a protein of 564 amino acids. Lineage: Eukaryota; Metazoa; Chordata; Mammalia; Carnivora; Felidae. Gene Ontology annotation, molecular function: rhodopsin kinase activity; ATP binding. Gene Ontology annotation, cellular component: cytoplasm. The transcript is spliced from 7 exons. Gene Ontology annotation, biological process: regulation of opsin-mediated signaling pathway; visual perception; protein phosphorylation.
AUGGAUUUCGGGUCCCUGGAGACGGUGGUGGCCAACUCAGCCUUCAUCGCUGCCCGGGGCAGCUUUGAUGGGAGCAGCGGCCCAUCCUCUCGGGACAGGAAGUACCUGGCCAAGCUGAAGCUGCCCCCUCUGUCCAAGUGCCAGGGCCUCCGGGAGAGCCUGGACCUGGCGUUCCUGAGUGUGUGCUCAGAGCAGCCCAUCGGCAAGCGGCUGUUCCAGCAGUUCCUGGGGGCCGACCAGAGGCAUGCGCCGGCUCUGGAGCUUUGGAAGGACAUCGAGGACUACGACACCGCUGACGAUGACCUCCGGCCACAGAAGGCUCGCGCCAUCCUGGCUGCGUACCUGGACCCCCAGGCCGAGCUCUUCUGCAGCUUCCUGGACGAGGGGACCGUAGCGCAGGCCCGGGAGGGGCCCGUGGCGGGCGGGGACGGGCUCUUCCGGCCCCUGCUGCAGGAGACCCUGGUGUACCUGAGCCAGGCGCCCUUCCAGGAGUACCUGGACAGCCUGCACUUCCAGCGCUUCCUGCAGUGGAAGUGGCUGGAGGCCCAGCCCACCGGGGAGGACUGGUUUUUGGACUUCAGGGUCCUGGGGAAAGGCGGCUUCGGGGAGGUGUCUGCCUGCCAGAUGAAGGCCACCGGCAAGUUGUAUGCGUGUAAGAAGCUCAACAAAAAGAGACUCAAGAAAAGGAAGGGGUACCAGGGUGCUAUGGUAGAGAAGAAGAUUCUAGCAAAGGUACACAGCAGGUUUAUAGUCUCACUGGCGUAUGCAUUUGAAACCAAAACCGACCUCUGUCUGGUGAUAACUAUCAUGAACGGAGGCGACCUGAGAUACCACAUCUACAACGUGAACGAGGAGAGCCCUGGCUUCCAGGAGCCGCGUGCCGUGUUCUACAUAGCCCAGAUUGUCAGCGGGCUGGAGCACCUACAUCAGAGGGGCAUCGUCUACCGAGACCUCAAGCCUGAGAACGUACUUCUGGAUGAUGACGGUAAUAUCCGAAUAUCUGACCUUGGGCUGGCCGUGGAGCUGAAGGACGGGCAGACCAAGACCAAGGGCUAUGCAGGAACCCCAGGUUUCAUGGCCCCUGAGCUCUUGCAGGGUGAGGAGUACGACUUUUCUGUGGAUUACUUUGCCCUGGGGGUCACACUGUACGAGAUGAUCGCGGCCAGAGGACCCUUCCGCGCCCGCGGGGAGAAGGUAGAGAACAAGGAGCUCAGACAGAGGGUCCUCUCUGAGCCCGUCAAGUACUCGGACAAAUUCAGCCAGGCCAGCAAGGACUUCUGCGAGGCGCUGCUGGAGAAGGACCCUGAGAAGCGCCUGGGGUUCAGAGACGGGACCUGUGACGGGCUCCGCGCCAACCCCCUCUUUAAGGACAUUAACUGGAGACAGCUGGAGGCCGGGAUGCUGACACCCCCCUUCGUCCCAGACUCCAGGACAGUCUAUGCCAAGAACAUCCAGGACGUGGGCGCCUUCUCCACGGUCAAGGGCGUGGCCUUCGACAAAGCCGAUACCGAGUUCUUCCAGGAGUUCGCGACCGGCAACUGCCCCAUUCCCUGGCAGGAGGAGAUGAUCGAGACGGGCGUGUUCGCGGAGCUGAACGUCUGGCGCUCUGACGGGCAGAUGCCUGACGACAUGAAGGGGGUCGCCGUGGAGGAGGCAGCCCCCGCGUCCAAGUCCGGGAUGUGUCUGGUUUCCUAGGUGUGCGGGGGCAAGAAGGCCUCUGUGAGCCACCAGAGAAAGGCAAGGAGUGGCCAGAUGUCCCGGCCCAGCUCAGGAGCCCAGCCCGUAAAUAGUCUGCUUCUUCUGCCCCAUUUCACUCAGAGACACAACCGUGGUUCUCAGAUGGCACGUCCCACUCGAGGGCUCUUGUGGACGUCCCCGCCGGCAGCCGGGUCAGCCGUCCGGGCAAAGCAUUGCUUGGCAUUUUGGUAUAUGUUUCCUGCACCUUAACUGCACCUUCCCAGGUGGGAGGCAUUCUCCUUGUUGGCUCAGGAGUUGGCAGAGCAUGGCCCGCAGGCUCACGGACACCAGUGGAGAGGCCUGGUGCCCCCCUUCAUGCCCAGACUGCACCCCCCGCCACCUGCCUGCUACCCACCACCUGCAUGUUGGACAUGCUGACAUCUGCCAGGCGCUGGGGGCGCAGUCUCCCAGGGCUUGCGUCACCCAGGCUGCGGCCCAGUGUCCCAGAGGAGGGAGGAUGGGGGCUCUGGGGAUGAAGGCGACGGCAGCAGCCUCCCCCUCAGCUUCUCUGUGUCCUGAGAACAUCUCCAGCCGAUGGCAUCUGGGUGUGCCGUUCUCCGGCCCAAGCAACAGCUUACCACCGGACUCUGCCUCCUGGCAAAGCCCUUUCCCGUGCUCCUGUCUUGGGCAAGCUUGGGGCCGGCUGGUCUUGCAACAUGGGGUUUUCUGGCUGAUGGCUAGGGCCAGACCCUGUCGGAAUCCCCAGAGGCAACAGCACUGGAGUUUUGGGGUCCUAACCCUUACGAGCACAAGUAUGCCCUCCUUCUGGCCUGUGGCCCCGUGUUCACUGGGUCCGUGUUUCCAGCUUCACCUUUAACCCCAAGAAUCCCCACGUGUGCCCUGCCUGGAAGAACACAGUCUUUGUAGCGGCCUCCAGAUGACGUUCACUCCUGGGCUGGGAUUUGGUGGCAUUGGCCUUGGAACCCGAGACUGCCCAGGGGGCUCAGGUGGGGCCGAGCCUCUGGGGAGGAGCUGAGAUUUAGGGCCUGAAGUUUCCAGAAGGGUCUACUUUUCCUUAGGAAAUAACUUCUGAGUCUCUGCAACUCAUACACUGUGUCACAUGCUGGUCCAUGCAGAGAGCCACAUGACGUGGCUGUGAGAUGCCGGAUUGCGUGUGGGGGUCACGUGGGAAGACUCCCCCUGGGAGUGUCAGAAGACACCACAGCAUUUACCUGUCAAGUGGGGCUGACAUUGGGUCCUGUCAGGGGCUGCAAAAGAGGGAGUCCUACCUAGCUUUAGCACAUGUCCUGGGGUCACUGCUUCCUUUCCCAGCUACCUCAUGAGAGUCCACCCUGAGUAUUGGGGUGCCCCCACCCUCAGACUGUCAACACCAAGUGUUCAGGGGCCCCCUUGCCCUCAGACUGUCAUCCCUGAGUGUUUGGGGAACCCCUGCCCUCGAUCUGUCAUCCUUGAGUGUUCAGGGAACCGCCACCCUCAGACUAUCAACACCAAGUGUUUGGGGCACCCACACCCUCAGACUAUCAACACCAAGUAUUCAGGGGUGCCCCUGCCCUCAGACUGUCAACACUGAGUAUUUGGGGCAUCUCUGCCCUCAGACUAUCAUCCUCGAGUGUUUGGGGAACCCCCACCCUCAGGGGGUGCCCCCAUCCUCAGACCGUCAAUCCCAAGUAUAUUGGGGCAUCCCUGCCCUCAGACUGUCAUCCUUGUGUUCAAGUAACUCCCACCCUCAGACUGUCAACCCUGUGUUGGGGUGCUCCUACCCUCAGACUGUCAACACUGAGUGCUGGGGGGGUUGUUGCCUGCAGAAGUCCGUGUGCAGUCCUCUGCUCUCUGCCCUCAGGGGACCAGUGGGUCCUGCAGCCAACAGCUCUGGAGGGUUGCCACUCUGGCCCCCACGCCUGCCUGGCACAGGGCCGUGUCGUGUGUGGCCGUGCAGAGGCCAGACAGGUGGUGGAGAAAAUCCGGCCUGUGCUUCCGAGGACCGUAUGACAUGAAGCCUCUGCCUUUAAAGCACCCUUGGACCAGAAAGAUCCUUCUCUCCUGGCUGUGCAUGUGGCCCGCCAGAGGCAAAAACUGUUCUGGAAGGGCCUGGAGAGACGCCCAGCGCUUUCUGGUGUGUGACCUGGAGCAUCUCUGCAGGCGCCCAGGACCAGGGACAUGGGGCUGUCGGCGGGCAAAUCACCCUCACCCAGUCUUGCUUUGUUUUCCAGAAAGGUGCACGUGGGCUAGGUAAUGGCCAUAUGUGUCACUGCACUACCUUGUGGUGCAACAAGGACCUGUUUCUGGCUUUUAUAAACCCAUUUAAUCUGUUCUAGGUUCUCAUGGCCCUGAACAAAGAGUGAUUCCAGCAGCUGUGUGGAUGGAGGCCUGGCCUGAAGCCCCUUGGCGUCUGCCAGGGGGGCCCAUUUGCCUGCGUCUGAUGGCCAGAUGGUCAGAUAAAACACAGGACAUCGGAUGCAUUUGAAUUUCAGAUGAACAGCAAAUACUGUUUUUAGUGCGUGUCCCAAAUUAUCCAGUUUGUGAUCUGGCGCCUGUUGCUGAAAUGCUUCACGUGUAAGUAACUAAUUCCUCUGAAUCAGCAGGUCUGUCAGGCAUAGUUGUGACUUCAGCGGUCUCUCCGUCAUCGGAAGAGGUCUUUCCCAAGCCCAUAAAACUCAAGCUGGCCUCAGUGCCCCUGCCCCCUGCUCCCCUACCUACAGGCGACCCUGCACACACUUGAACAGUGGUCUCAAGGCGCUAAUUUAGGACGCCCAGUGCCUGUGGAAAUUGCGACCCCCUGUGGGACAUCCCUCCCCCAGCUCUCCUGGGGGUCCCGGCAGUGGCGGGCGGGGGAAGGGUCAGUGCCUGCCAGUGGUUUCUUCACAGUCUCGGGGGAUCUCUGCUGUGGGUGGUAUUCCAGUCCCAGUCCCCCAACCUGGCACCCUCCCAGGGAGCUGGCUGUCCCCCACACGUGAGGCCCUCCCCCCAGCUCCAGCCUGGACCGCGGGGCUGGCCCUGACACGGGUCUUGGGGGCCGUCAGGGAUCUAGUUAGCCUGCAGGCUUGUCUCUGUCUUGGGGGCUGCCCACACUAGGCCGAUGAGGUUCCCCUGCAGAGAUGCCUUCAUUGCCGCUCCUCUUGUCCCACACCAUAGCUGCCAAGGGGUCUUCAGACACUGGCCUGGACCCCUGCCUCAGGGUGCCUGGCACUUGGGCAUCUGUGACCCUGGCCACAGCCUGGUGAGACUCACUGUCAUGGGGUGUGACAUACAUCGUGGUGAAGAUGGCACCCACUGGGUUUUUCCCAAGGAUGGAAGGAGGCCAGGCAGCAGAGGCGCCCUGGGGGUACUGGGAUCAGAACGACUCAGCACGACUUUUUGUUUGUAAAAAAAAAAUGCAGUUUCUAUUCAAGCAGAAAAAGACAAAAAGGGAAAACAUAAUGGAUUCUGGAUUAUAAUAUGAAUGCUAGUUAUGUUCUUUUUUUUCAAAAUCACCUAUACAGACACCUCUGCAAACACACAUAUACACACACACAUGCAUG